ACCUGCUUCGUUAACGUUUGUGCCGGGCAUUUCAAGCCUUCAUCGGGUAGCCCAUGACGAUUUCAUACAAGCAAAGGUCAACAACUCUACCCUAAUUCCUUUGUUCCGAUAUCCAUUGGAGCUUGCUUGCUCCUCUCCUCAGCAAUGCUGAGCCUUUUGGCAGGGGUCAUGUUGCGGGCUUUUGGAGUAGCUCUUUGCGUCAGUACCAUGCCAGCCUUGGCUGCUCGUUCCUCGACGUUCGCUGAUACCCUCACUUGCUACGUCGUGCCAGCUUCAAAAGUGUCGUCAGUCAUCGUGUUGAUGACAUCCACUGCUCGCAUUACGCCGCAAAUUCUAAGUGGUGAAAGUACAUCGACUUACUUGGCGAAGGAGAGAUAUCAUGUGGCAACGUCUAACAGAUCACCAAUCCCGGAGGCGACCAGUACUUCGAAAUACGGAAUACACCAAUCUACCAAUGAUCGCUGGGGAAACGCCCGGCGCACAUUCGAUCACAGUCAGAGCACAAUCUGUGUAAAGUCACAAGCUUCGGAUGAUGUAUCUUACACCAAAGUGAACAUUGAUGCCACGGUUACGGCGACCCCUGUGAGAUCCGUCGUUCCGCUCUUUACGCUUGCAGCCAAUACAUCCACGAACAAUAUCACGACGACUGGGACAUCUGCAUCAGCGUCCACGGCUGUAACGACGAAAAAACACUCUGAGUAAGCAUCCACAUUAGUCUUUUUCUUUCAGUCUAUACCGAAUCGACUCUUUAGACGAAACAUAGUUAGCCGCGCUGUAGGAGGGGCUG
This is a messenger RNA of Lentinula edodes (shiitake mushroom), 787 nucleotides long. RefSeq lists its product as uncharacterized. Bases 145 to 702 code for a protein of 185 amino acids. The transcript is spliced from 3 exons. Lineage: Eukaryota; Fungi; Basidiomycota; Agaricomycetes; Agaricales; Omphalotaceae. The record is from RefSeq and is a predicted model, not a curated record.